Molecule: messenger RNA, 3595 nt
Organism: Formica exsecta
Lineage: Eukaryota; Metazoa; Arthropoda; Insecta; Hymenoptera; Formicidae
Gene: RpI135
Product: DNA-directed RNA polymerase I subunit RPA2
Exons: 16
Coding region: 140-3517 (1125 amino acids)
Biological process (GO): DNA-templated transcription
Cellular component (GO): nucleus; RNA polymerase I complex
Molecular function (GO): DNA-directed RNA polymerase activity; ribonucleoside binding; DNA binding
Source: RefSeq, a predicted model, not a curated record
ACGCUGUGGAUGUGGCAGCAUCUCGAAACUGGCAUUACUGGACUGGUGCGCGUUCAUCCGAGUACAUGUUUGGAGGCUAGAAUUUUUGUAAUCAAGUUUUGUAGAAAGGGGAGUAAUCAUAAAAAAAUUAUAUUUUACAAUGGAUACAUCAGAUAUGUUGCUGGAACCUAAAUUAACGAACACGUCGCCAGAUUUCGGUAAACCAUCUGAAAAACAGAAUAGUCUGUUGCAAUCUUUAGGUACACCACAUAUCGAAUCUUUUAAUUACAUGCUGGAAGAUGGUCUUUUUCAAAGUAUAAAAAACAGUACACCAGUAUAUUUAACUCUUCCUAAUGAUGACAAAGUAGUUCUCUGGCUAGACGAUGUACAAAUUUAUAAGCCUACUGUACCUUCUAGUACAAUUGGUGUGAAGAAUUAUAAAAUAUAUCCAACAGAAUGUCGUCAAAGAGGUGCUACUUAUAAGGGUAAAGUAACAGUGAGACUUGGAUGGUCCAUAAAUGGUGAAGAGCAAGAAAUUCUUGAGAAGGAUUUAGGAGAAGUUCCAAUUAUGCUCAAGUCUAAUCGAUGUCACUUAAAUAAAAUGAGUCCAAAGGAAUUAGUUGCUCAUAAUGAACUUGAACAAGAAUGGGGUGGUUACUUUAUAAUCAGAGGAAUCGAACGACUUAUACGCAUGUUAAUAAUGACGAGACGAAACUAUCCCAUUGCUAUAAAGAGACCAACCUGGAAAACUCGUGGCGAACAAUUUAGCGAUUUAGGUAUUUUUUUGAGAAGUGUUCAAGAAGAUAACACUGCCACUAACAAUACACUGCAUUACGUGAAUGAUGGUUCUGCAAAAUUUACUUUUACUCAUAAAAAAACCACUUACUAUAUACCAUUAAUAUUGCUGAUAAAAUGUUUGAUAGAUGUGACUGAUGUAUAUAUUUAUAAAACAUUAAUUGCUGGAUGUGAAAAUGACCUCUAUUAUAGUAAUAGUGUUAUGAAUAUGUUACGUACUUUGCAUGAAGAAGGUUUACAUUGGCACGAACAAUGUAAAGCAUAUGUAGGAAAAAUAUUCAAAGUUAAAUUUUCUGAAUUGCCUGCAGAUGCAACUGACAUAGAUGUCUGUAAUUACAUUCUUAAGCAUUGCGUCGCCAUUCAUCUUGAUGAACCUAUCGAUAAAUUUCAUUUACUUGUAUUCAUGACUAAAAAAUUGUUCGCUUUUGCUGGCAACAAAUGCGCCGUCGAAGGUGUGGAUUCUGUAAUGAUGCAAGAAUGUUUGCUAGGUGGGCACUUAUAUCUGCAAGUUCUUAAAGAGAAAUUAGGGUCGUGGCUGACAAGUCUCAAAUACCAUAUACUCAAACGUGCCAAAAGUGCUGGUAAUAGAUACAUCUUAACCGUGCAAGAAAUGUUAAACGUCACCAAAUUUCGGAGCAACAUUGAUGCACAAAUGGAGUAUUUCUUGUCCACUGGAAGCAUAAGGUCAUCCACCGGUCUAGGUCUCAUGCAAAACACUGGUCUUACAAUUGUUGUGGAAAAUAUCAACAGGAUGCGCUAUAUGAGUCAUUUUCGUGCGAUACAUAGAGGCGCAUUCUUCCAAAAUAUGAGAACUACUGAAGUUAGACGAUUGUUGCCUGAUGCAUGGGGAUUUAUUUGUCCAAUACACACUCCAGAUGGUGCUCCAUGUGGAUUGCUCAAUCAUUUGACAAUGAAUUGUAUCGUUACAAAACAUCCAAAUCCAAAAUUGAAAGCCGCGAUACCUACAGUACUGGUAGAUCUUGGAAUGAUUCCAUUAUCUAUCGCCGAUAACUGGAAAAAUUCAUAUAACGUCAUGUUAGAUGGAAAACUGAUUGGCUUAAUCGAGGAUAAGAUUAUUAAUAAAGUGGUUCACAGACUGAGAUUGCUUAAGAUAAAGGGCCAAGAAAUACCAUCAACAUUAGAAAUUGCACUUGUACCAAAGAAGAAAGUUCCAGCUCAAUAUCCAGGAUUAUUCUUAUUUACUAGUGCAGCUAGAAUGAUGAGACCGGUGAUAAAUCUAGCUGUGCAAGAGAUUGAACUUGUUGGAACAUUUGAGCAAAUUUAUAUGGAUGUUUGUGUGGUUCCUGAAGAAGCCUACGAAGAGUUAACGACUCAUCAAGAAGUGAGUCAGACAACCAUCUUCAGCAACUUAGCUAAACUUAUCCCAUUGCCAGAUUGUAAUCAGAGUCCAAGAAACAUGUAUCAAUGUCAGAUGGGUAAGCAAACAAUGGGAACACCAUGUUACAAUUGGCAACAACAGUCGCAAACAAAAAUGUACAGAUUACAAACGCCCGCCGCGCCUCUCUUUAGGCCAGUACAUUAUGAUAAUAUUAAUAUGGAUGAUUUUGCGAUGGGUACCAAUGCAAUAAUUGCUGUUAUCUCAUAUACGGGAUACGAUAUGGAAGACGCAAUGGUUAUCAACAAAGCGUCUUAUGAACGCGGUUUUGGACACGGUACGGUCUACAAAUCUGAAUUUGUUGAGUUGAACGAUAAGAAGAGUUACUUCGCCCGCAAUCCGGAUAAACCUGAACUCGAGAAAACAUUAGAUAUUGAUGGUUUACCUAUUAUAGGUGCCUCUAUCAAAGAGGGUGACCCGUACUAUUGUUAUUAUGAUGCUGAUAAUACUAAUUAUGUCACUGGAAAAUAUAAAGGCACAGAAAACACUUACAUCGACAGUGUGAAGUUAUGUGGAACAUUCAACAGUCAAGAGCCUCGAAAAGCAUGCAUUACAUUCCGUAUUCCUAGGAAUCCUAUCGUUGGAGAUAAAUUUGCGUCAAGGGCGGGACAAAAAGGAAUUCUUUCACGGCUAUAUCCUGUCGAGGAUUUACCAUUUACAGAAACCGGGAUGGUCCCCGACAUUAUUUUCAAUCCGCACGGGUUUCCAAGCCGUAUGACAAUAGCUAUGAUGAUUGAAGUAAUGGCCGGAAAGUCAGCGGCUGUGCAUGGACUAGUUCACGAUGCUACACCCUUUAGAUUCGAUGAGGAGAACACAGCUAUAGACUACUUCGGGAAAUUAUUGGAACUUGGUGGCUAUAAUUAUUACGGAACUGAAAGAAUGUAUUCGGGCAUAUAUGGAUGCGAGAUGGAAGCUAGCAUUUUCUUUGGUAUGGUCCAUUAUCAAAGAUUGCGACACAUGGUCUCUGACAAGUGGCAGGUAAGAAGCACCGGACCAAUCGAUCUAUUAACGAGGCAACCCAUUAAAGGUCGUCGACGGGGCGGCGGUGUUCGAUUCGGAGAGAUGGAACGAGAUGCUCUGAUCUCUCAUGGUUGCUCGUAUCUUCUUCAGGAUCGUCUAUUUCAUUGUUCUGAUAAAAUGACGACCUUAGCGUGCCAAAAAUGCGGUUCACUACUCGGACCGGAAUUAAUCAUGAACAGUAGACAUGACGAGGACGAUAAAAAAUGCCGUCUGUGCGGCGAAGAAGACAAUGUAAAUGAAAUCGAGAUACCAUAUAUCUUUAGAUUUCUUCUAAUACAAUUGGCGUCCUGCAAUAUUAACAUUAAACUGAAAUUUAAAAAAGUUUAAGCAAUCGCGAAGAUAUGUAUGUAUGUUUUUUUAUAUCAAGUGUACAGUUUUCUUCAACAGAAUAAAAUUUUAUUUUCU